GCGCCGCAUUUCGCGUUUCCUACGCUAAAUUAAGAUACUCAGACUCAUUUCAGGCAUAGAACUUGUUAAAUCAAUGAUAAAUAACCAUCUAUUACGUGUAUUAUACAGAAUUAGUUUAUUUUUAGUGAAUCUGUGAGUGAAUAAAAAGAGCGGGCAAAACCUGUGCAAGUGAUGAUUUACCGAGCUAUUUUUAGACAAUCUUGUAAAGGCGAUAAAAUACUUUUUAGUCGUAUGUAUAGUGUUAGUGUGUCAAUUUGAAUUUUCGAUGGAUUCUGUGUUCAAUAUAGUGUACCUAUUGUAAGAUUCAUUUCAAUAACGAAUGGAGGAAAAACUAUGCCGCGAAACUAGUUUGACAGCUCACCGGUGCACACACACGAACUUAGCGUUGCACACGUGUGCGUAAGGACUGAAGUGAUGUGAACUUCUUGUUGCUUAUCGAUUAUCAAGAUACUUUCAAGGACGCCUGUCAAUACUCCUUACUGUGUAUGCUAAAUGUUUAAGUCAAUAAAUAUAUUUUUAUGAAAUACAGACUUUAUCGAGUUAUUUAAUAAUUAAUUAAUAUGGAGACUUCUUUAAUUCAAAAUAAGGAUACAGAAAAUAUUCCGCAAAAGGAUGCAUCAACUUCGAAUACAAAUCAAACUUUUAUUCCUGAAAACUUAGACCUUCAGCUUCCUGAUGAUACUUUUCGGAUGAGCUUGGAUAAUUUUUCAAUUAUUGGUGAAAAUAUAACAUUGGGAGGUAGAGACACUUCAGUUGAUGACACACCAACUUCCAUUGGGACGCCAGUCCUGACUCUUCCUACGCCCAAUAUUGACUCUCCGGAGACUCCACUAACACCUCCCAUUGAAAAAUUUACACGUACACCAGAGUACUCGGAACAAUUUGCUGAUAAUGCUUCAAAAACACACAAACCACGAAACUUACAGCUGUCUCUUGUCAAAAAAGAUGAUACUGAGAUAUUUGUGAAACCAUCACCCGUAUCUGAGCUCAUGUCGCCAGCUCGAAUGCUACAGUUCGAAGUAGACAUUGCAACCAGUGCUACUCCUACAAUGAAACGGGCAGCUAUAGACUUUGAUUUCUUCAAUAAAAACAAUUUCGACGAGUAUUUCGAUGACUUACCACCAAAAGCCAAAGAUGAAGCGAAUGUUAACAAAUUAAACCAGGACACCAAGCCAUUUGAAGAGACACCGGUUAUUGUAAAGGCCAACACGGUUCGCCACGAAAUAGGUUACGGAGUAGUUUAAGUAUAAAAAACGUAGCUAGAUUAGCAUCACAAUCCAGAGCAAAGCAACAACUUCAACUUUUUUACGACGUUGGCCUUCCAAACUUCCGCGUCGUACAGUUGCCAUAGCCUUCAUGAUCGAUUAAUUAUCGCACAACCAUAAAAUUGGACGCAAUUUCGCAACCUACCCAAUCUAAUGAAUCCC
Messenger RNA from Hyposmocoma kahamanoa, 1427 nucleotides. RefSeq lists its product as uncharacterized. The record is from RefSeq and is a predicted model, not a curated record. NCBI's taxonomy places the organism in Eukaryota, Metazoa, Arthropoda, Insecta, Lepidoptera, Cosmopterigidae. Bases 561 to 1244 code for a protein of 227 amino acids. The transcript has 3 exons.